AUGCGUAUGUUGCUGACGCUAGUCGUUCUGACACCUGAGGUUAUAACUUCGGCACUAGCUAAGGUGUGUCUUGAUUGGUAUGGACGUGAGAGGACUUGUGCUGAUAUUACUGGGGAGCUAAGUGAUGAGCAUAGUAUUACUAUAUCGGAUGGGACUAUCUGGAGAGUCUUAAAGAACGCGGGUUUACGAAAGACGAAACCGACUCGAAAACCUGGUUUGACAGCGAAGAUGCGUGCUAAUCGAUUAGCUUGGUGUUUUAAGCAUCGAGAUUGGUCACUUAAAGACUGGAAGAAUGUUAUCUGGACUGAUGAAACUUCUGUUAUUCUACUUCAUCGUCGCGGGGGUUAUCGAAUAUGGCGUACAAAGGAGGAACGUUUACUCCGAAGCUAUAUUUAUGAGCGCUAG
Molecule: messenger RNA, 405 nt
Organism: Penicillium taxi
Lineage: Eukaryota; Fungi; Ascomycota; Eurotiomycetes; Eurotiales; Aspergillaceae
Exons: 3
Coding region: 1-405 (134 amino acids)
Biological process (GO): DNA transposition; DNA integration
Molecular function (GO): DNA binding
Source: RefSeq, a predicted model, not a curated record